AAGAAUUGUUUAUGGAAAACUUCCAUAGAUAUUUCAUAAUAAAUAUGAGAUAUCCCACAAUAGAUUUCUUCGUAAAACUAUUGUCACCGGCGAUACCCUUACGGGAUGUCUCACAGAACGAUGUGGGUCAUCCAAUCAAGCGUUUCCCGUGUUCGCUAUAAAAAGACCAUGCUUGGCUUUUCGCUGCGCACAUGCAAGUUGUUAAGGGGUACAGUGGCAGCAGUUGCUAGUGAAUAGCAUGAGGAACCUUACAAAACUGUGUCUCCUUAUGGGAAUCACCCUGUUUGCCCCGCAGGUAUCAGCCACUAUGUUGGUGUUUGGUAAACACACGGACAAUACGUGCACUAUUCGCGGUGACUGGAGGUACAUCAAGCAAAUUGAUGAAUCCAUUGGCGAGGUAUUCCCGGAGAUUAAUAACAGGGAUUCCUUCUCAUUGGUUGACAUUCGCAAGUCUCCCACUGAAGUGCUAGAUCUCCUAGUUCGCUAUAACUACAAGGUGACGGCAGCUAAUACAAUAGGCCACGACACGCUUUGGACCUUGCAGAAAAGAAGGGAAGAAUUAAAGAACUAGCUGCACAACAUUUACAUCGAUCCGCUACAAACUGUGCAAAGAAAAUGGGACCAAGCAGGCAAACGAUUAAGCUGUAUUUUUUGAAUUCGAAGUUUGUGUGUAAAAUGUAAAAUGUGAGAAAUAAAUAGAACUUAUAUAAGCAA
This is a messenger RNA of Varroa destructor (honeybee mite), 714 nucleotides long. RefSeq lists its product as uncharacterized. NCBI's taxonomy places the organism in Eukaryota, Metazoa, Arthropoda, Arachnida, Mesostigmata, Varroidae. The record is from RefSeq and is a predicted model, not a curated record. Gene Ontology annotation, biological process: negative regulation of biosynthetic process.